AAUUUAAAUAUUUAUCAAGUUUUCACAGUAUUUGACUAAAAUGAAUCGGUUUAUAACAGUUGCAGCAUGUUCACUGAAUCAAUGGGCAUUAGAUUUUGAAGGAAAUUGUGAUAGAAUUAUUAGAAGUAUUAUUGAAGCAAAAAAACAUGGUGCUAUUCUUCGUAUUGGACCAGAACUUGAAAUUACAGGUUAUGGAUGCUAUGAUCAUUUUUUGGAAAAUGAUACGUAUACACAUUCAUGGGAGAUGUUAUGUCGUAUACUUUCUUCAAACGAUACACAGGAUAUAAUUAUUGAUGUAGGAAUGCCUAUCAUGCAUCAGAAUAAACGAUAUAAUUGUCGUGUGAUUCUUUAUAACAAAAAGAUUCUUCUAAUUCGCCCAAAGUUAUGGUUAGCAAAUAAUGGAAACUAUAGAGAGAUGAGAUAUUUUAUUAAUUGGCCUAAAAAACGACUUGUAGAUGAUUUUUAUCUUCCUGAAAUGGUAUUUUCUAUUACUGGCCAAAAAACAGUUCCUAUAGGUGAUUCAAUUAUUUGUACACAAGAUGUUUCUAUAGGUUUUGAAAUUUGUGAAGAACUAUUUACUUCUUCAAGUCCUCACAUUGAUCUUUUUUUAACUGGGGUUGAAAUAGUAUGUAAUUCUAGUGGAAGUCAUUAUGAGUCUGGAAAGAAUUUCACAAGAGUAAAUCUUAUUCAAGAAGCUACUUUAAAAUCAGGAGGGAUCUAUUUAUAUGCAAACCAGCAUGGUUGCGAUGGAGAUAGGUUAUAUUACGAUGGAUGUUCUAUGAUUAUAGUAAAUGGGUCUGUUGUAGCACAAGGACCGCAAUUUUCUCUUAAUGAUUUGGAUGUUAUAUCAGCAACUAUUGAUUUAGAGGAUGUUAGGAAUUAUAGAAAUAUUGUUUCUCAAGGAGUUCAAGCUUCAGAUAUUCUUUUUUAUAAUAAAAUUUAUUGUCCUAUGACUUUAACAAAAAGUAUACAUGAUUUAAAUAUUGAAAAAAUAAUACCGAGUGUUCCAAUUGUUCCUAAAUUUUAUUCUCUGGAGGAGGAAAUUGCUUUUGCUCAUUCAUCUUGGCUGUGGGAUUAUCUUAGAAAAUCAAAUAGUAAUGGUUUUUUUUUGGCAUUAAGUGGGGGAAUUGAUAGUUGUGCUACAGCUCUCAUUGUGUAUAUCAUGUGCAAAAAAGUUCUCGAAUCUAUAAAAGAUAAAAAUAACCAUAUUGUUAAUGAUAUUUUUAAAGUAUUAAAGGGAUCUAAGGAUAAGGAUUGGAUUCCAGAAACCCCAGAAGAAUUCGUAAAGGAAAUUUUAUAUACUUCUUAUAUGGCUACAGAAAACUCUACUUUAGAAACAAGGCAGAGAUCAAAACAGCUUUCUAAUGCAAUUGGAAGUUAUCAUAUUGAUUUAAAUAUUGAUAGCCUUAUCAAAGUAACACUACAAAUAUUUUCAUGUGUUACAGGAAAACUGCCUAAAUUUAAAUUAUAUGGAGGAUCAAAUUGUGAAAAUAUAGCUUUUCAAAAUCUUCAGGCCCGUCUCCGUAUGGUUCUUAGUUACUUCUUUGCACAAUUACUUCCAUGGACAAGAGGAAGAUAUGGAUCACUUAUUGUUCUUGGAUCUACGAAUGUGGAUGAAUGUUUAAGAGGAUAUUUUACAAAAUAUGAUUGUUCUAGCGCUGAUAUUAGUCUCAUUGGUACUCUUUCUAAAACCGAUAUCAGGAAAUUUAUUAGAUAUGUUCGUGAUAAUUUUAAAUUACUUUUACUUGAGGAAUUUUUAACUGCUAUACCAACUGCUGAACUUGAGCCUUUUUCUGAAAAUUAUACUCAGACGGAUGAAGUUGAUAUGGGUUUAACAUAUGAUGAAUUAAAUACUUUUGGGAAACUUAGGAAAAUUGAUAAAUGCGGACCAUAUAGUAUGUUUAUAAAACUCCUAAAUAAAUGGGGAUGUGGUUUAUCACCUGCAAAAAUUGCAGAAAAAGUUAAAUAUUUUUGGUUUCAUUAUUCUUUUAAUCGACAUAAGAUGACAACACUAACCCCAGCAUUUCAUGGAGGAGUAUGUAGUUUGGAUGACAACAGGUAUGAUCUUAGGCCCUUUCUUUAUAACACAAAUUGGUCCUGGCAAUUUAAACGUAUAGAUGAUGAAUUAGAAAUAUUAGAAACUGGAAUUGAAAGCAUGCGAUUUCCUUAAUUGAUAUUAAUUAUAAAUAAGUUCUAUAAAUAUUGACACCAAAAA
Messenger RNA from Pneumocystis carinii B80, 2215 nucleotides. RefSeq names its product NAD+ synthetase. Gene Ontology annotation, biological process: NAD+ biosynthetic process. The record is from RefSeq and is a predicted model, not a curated record. NCBI's taxonomy places the organism in Eukaryota, Fungi, Ascomycota, Pneumocystomycetes, Pneumocystales, Pneumocystaceae. The transcript is spliced from 17 exons. Gene Ontology annotation, molecular function: NAD+ synthase (glutamine-hydrolyzing) activity; glutaminase activity; ATP binding. Gene Ontology annotation, cellular component: cytoplasm. Bases 41 to 2170 code for a protein of 709 amino acids.